AUGUUAUAAUAAUAGAAGAUCAAUUUUAAGUGUAAGUCACACCAAAAUGAAAACAUUUAAUUCUGCUGUCUCAAAAAGGAUUGCACAGAAGAAAGAAUGGUUUGCUUCUUAUGCUUGAAAAAGACAGAACAUCUCUUACAUAUGGAUGAUGUUGGUAAAUUUGAGGAUGUUGAAUUGGUAAUCAAUAAUGAAUCGAGGAAACUUAAAGAGGCUAUUACAACUUCAAAAUAUAUGUUUAAUUAGGUUUAGAACUCGUUCAAAAAUUUAAUCCGAGGAUUGGAAGAUAGAGUCUUUGGAAUAGAGGCAACUAUUAAUUUAAUGGACUUAAGUGAAUUUUAAGAUACACUAUCAUCAUCUUUAAUAUUCGAAAAAAUUCAACUGGCAAUUUAAUAAUCAAUUGAACCAUAAAUAGCUAAGUUAAGAAAAACUAUUGAAGAAGUAUAUUAAAAUUGUUAAUUAAAUAUAUUUACAAAGAAGGAUGAGUAAAUCUUGGUUCUAAUUGGUAUGAUUUAACUAUAAAAAAUAGGAAACUAUUUAUUCAAAUAAUAAGCUUAUUAAGAGGCUAUUAAAUACUAUGAAGAAUGUUUAAGCAUGAAUUCCAAAAAUGAAGAAGCUUUAUUUGGAAAGGGUAAAAUCUCAUUAUAUUUCAAGCUGAGUGUUUAAGGGUCACACAAAAAUUUAACUUGGCUAUAGAAUUUUAUUAAAAAGUACAAUCGAUAAAUUAAAGCAAUCCUCAAGUUUACAUUCAACAAGGUUUAGAAUAAUUGAUUUUUUUAGGAGAGUGCUUACAAUAUUUACAUAAAUUUAAGAGUGCAAUUAAGUGUUACGAUCAAGCUUUACAAAUAAACUAAACUGAUUUUAAAUCAAUUUAUCUUAAGGGUAAAAGAUCAAAAAAUACUUAGGUUAUUGCUUACAAGCAAUAUAGAAUUUUAAACAAGCAAAAGAAUGUUUCAAUUAAAUAAUUCAAGCUGGAUCUGAUGAAAUUUACACACUUCUUGCUAAAAGUAAGAUAUUUUUGAGAAAUAGGCAUGUUAUUAACAUAAUAAUUAGAGCUGGUUAAAGCAACACAAAUACUUGACUAAAUUUUAGAUAAUUCUCCUUUUAAUUGUAACGCUUUAUAUUUGAAAAGUAAAAAUUAGCCUAUGUAAUUUAGUUGAAUGUCUUAUUCUAUCAGAAAACUUCUAGGAAGCCUUAAUAGCUUGUGAAUCAAUAAUUUAAAGAUAUCCAAAAGAUACAAGAGUUUUAUUCUUCAAAGGUAUAUAUAUUCUAUAAUCAUAAGGAUCUCUAUUAAUUCAAAGUUAAAAUUUUGCAGAAGCUAAUAAGUUAAUAGAAGAGCUUAUGGAAAUAGAUGAAACAUUAUGGAUAAUUUAAUAUUUAAGAGGUGAAGAUUAUUUAAUUUCUAGCUUUGCUUUUAUUAUAGGAGGAUAAGAUGGAACAGAGUUUGGAACUACUUGAUAACAUUUUGGCUAUUAAUCCAUAAAACAUAUCGGCGCUGAAGCAAAAAGGUAAAUGCUUUAAUAGUUUUAGCAUUAAUUCUCAAUAUAAAAGAUCCUGAAUAGAGUACAAAAUUUUAUGAUGAGUUGUAAAUCAAAUAACAAUAUGAAUUACUUCCUUUAAUUUUAAAAGGCGAAUUUUUAUAUCUAACUGAAAAAUUUGAAGAAGCUAUCUCCACUUUUAACAUAAUUUUAUCUUAAGAUCCAGAUUUUUGUUAAAUAUAAAUAUUGAAGGGUGAUAUAUCUUUAAUUUUUAGUUUAAUGUUUAAUGGAAUUAAAAAACUAUCAAGAGGCCAUUGAUUUUUGUGAUAAAAUUCUGGAUGUUUAUGAAGAGAAUGAAAUUUUUAAGACAAUAAAGAGUAAUAUAUUAACGAAUAUAUUAGAUUAAGCCUUAGAAAAAAUAGAAAACGGAGAUGAGUAAGUAGAAGAAGAAGAGGUUGAAUAGCAAGAAAUAGAUAAAGUUUGA
Messenger RNA from Paramecium octaurelia, 1959 nucleotides. Lineage: Eukaryota; Ciliophora; Oligohymenophorea; Peniculida; Parameciidae. The record is from the annotation of a GenBank genome assembly.